Messenger RNA from Brassica oleracea var. oleracea, 718 nucleotides. RefSeq lists its product as uncharacterized. The transcript has 2 exons. The record is from RefSeq and is a predicted model, not a curated record. NCBI's taxonomy places the organism in Eukaryota, Viridiplantae, Streptophyta, Magnoliopsida, Brassicales, Brassicaceae. The coding region runs from base 95 to 502 and encodes 135 amino acids.
UCCUUCCCUUUUGUUCUCUCUCCUUCUCCUUCUCCUUCUCCUUCUCCUCCUCUCAUUCAUAUUCUCCAUCGUCUGCUAAUAAAGGAAAACAAGAAUGGUGGAUCUUGAAAGAAGAGUAUGUUGCAUGUGUGGUGAUGUGGGUUUCAUCGAUAAGCUCUUUCAUUGCAGCAAGUGCCUUAAUCGCUUUCAACACUCGUAUGUAUUUACAUAUUUGUACUGUAGUAGCUAUUACAAAGAGCAAGCUGAUCCAAUUAAGAUCUGCGAUUGGUGUCAAUGGGAAGCGAGGAGCCCAACCGGAGCAAAGCACGGUGUUAAAGGUAGAUCGUCUAAGAGAUCGUACCGGUCGGAAUAUUCUUCAGCUCACCAGAUCAAACAACAAGAGAUUAACCAGAUUACUACAAGUAGUAGUAUUCCUCCAGCAACAGACAAGGGUAAAACCGGCGCACCUUCUCCUAGAUCAGCCACUCGCAGGUACAAGCUUCUCAAGGAUGUCAUGUGUUAGUAAUGUUUUCGAAAUAACCAAAAUUUGAGAGAGUUAUAGGGUAAUUAGGAUCUGAGAUAUAAUAAGACACAUAUAAAUGUAUGUAAGAUAUAAAUAGGGAUGUCUUUGAUGUUGCUAUGAGUGUGAGAAUGUAAUAUACCUGCGGAGUUAUGUAUGUCAUGAUGAAUAUGAUGAUGUUAGCGAGUGUUUUAAAUAAAUAGUAUUUUUGGCUUUGAA